Paraglomus occultum is the source of this 1413-nucleotide messenger RNA. The record is from the annotation of a GenBank genome assembly. NCBI's taxonomy places the organism in Eukaryota, Fungi, Glomeromycota, Glomeromycetes, Paraglomerales, Paraglomeraceae.
AUGACUACCAAAACUUGGUCACGGUUAUCACGAAACUAUGCCCGAUUGUUAGAAGAGGAUACCGAUUAUGACUUGAUUAUCCAAGUGGGCGAGGAACAGAACACACGCUCGUUCCGUGCGCAUUCGGUUAUUCUACGAGCACAGUGCAAGUAUUUCCAGGUGGCCUUAUCUAAAGAAUGGGCUAGGACGGAUGGCGAUAAAAUGGUGUUUAGUAAACCCAACACUUCGCCUGCAGUCUUUGAAAUUAUACUCAGAUACGUAUAUACUGGCAUAACCUCUUUCGAUGAGACUGACUGCGACCUCCUCCUCGAUCUCCUUUCGGCGGCGAAUGAGAUGCUCCUCCCAGAGCUAGUCGAAGACAUCGAAGAUUACUUAGUCGCCAAUGAACCUUCUUGGAUGCAAGAAAACCUUUACCGCGUCUUGGUAAUUGCUUUCGAAUACGAAUCUUGCAAGAAGCUGCAGACCUAUUGUCUGGAAACCAUCUGCGGUGAUCCAUCCUUGCUGUUUGAAUCGGAACACUUUCUCUCUCUUGAUUCGUCGAUUCUCGUAGCCUUGCUCCAACGAGACGAUUUGAGACUGGAGGAAGUGGACGUAUGGGAGUAUUUACUGAGAUGGGGAAGAGGCCAGGUUAACAGACUAAUGGAUGAGGUGUCGAAAUGGUCGGCCGAGGAGUUUACCGAGUUGGAGGACGUGUUAAGGCCGUGCAUUCCGUUAGUCAGGUUUUUCCACAUACCGCCGGGAGAGUUUAGGCAAAAGGUGUGGCCGUAUAAGGCGGUAUUACCGCAAGACUUGUAUGACGAUAUUAUGUGGUGUUAUGCUGCACCUCAGAUUAAGGUUCAAUCCAUCAUAUCACCGCCAAGACUGAAGCCCAUCGAUUCCAACAUCAUCAAGAUGAAGCACGUGGCUAUCAUUUCUAGUUGGGUCGAUAGAAAGGACGGUCCACAUUACAAUCUCGGGGAGAUUCCGUAUCAAUUCCGUCUACUCCUUCGCGGCAGUAGAGAUGGAUUCUCCAAUCGAGUAUUCCACAGUCGAUGUGAUUCCAGCGUACGCACUGUUGUUAUAGUACGCAUUCAAGAUACAGGUGAAGUGAUUGGUGGAUACAAUCCACUUAACUGGAGUUACACAUCGAGUGGCAGAACAGAAGACAGUUUUAUUUUCUCCUUUGGCGAUGGCGAGACUCAAUCCGCACCGAUUCUGAGUCGAGUGCAUCUCAAUCAUUAUGCCAUUGCCAUCGGGAGAUUCGAAGACAGAGGACCGAAUUUCGGUGGGGCGGAUCUGUGGAUGCAAGAUAAUUUUAAUCUGCCAUCUUCUCAGUGUUGGUGUAGGCAAUACGCCUAUGAGUACAAGAUCAGAGAAAAGACUGGAAACUUUGUUGUUGACGAUUAUGAAGUAUUUCAAAUUGUAGAAAAGUGA